Messenger RNA from Gigantopelta aegis, 627 nucleotides. Its product is annotated as increased rDNA silencing protein 4-like. The coding region runs from base 1 to 627 and encodes 208 amino acids. The transcript has a single exon. Lineage: Eukaryota; Metazoa; Mollusca; Gastropoda; Neomphalida; Peltospiridae. The record is from RefSeq and is a predicted model, not a curated record.
AUGUCCAGUCGUCCUUUAAGUACAGAAACAGCGACUACUGUCCAAAUAUCUAGACGUCCUGUGAGUAAAGAGACAGUGGCUCCUUUCCAAGUGUCCAGUCGUCCUGUGAGUAAAGAGACAGCGGCGCAUGCCCAAGAGUCCAGUUGUCCUGUGGGUAAAGAGACACCGGUUUCUGUCCAAGUAUCCAGUCAUCCUGUGAGCAAAGAGACAGCGGCUCCUUCCCAAGUGUCUAGUCGUCCUGUGAGUAAAGAUAAAGUGGCUCCUCCCCAGGUAACUAGUCCUGUGAGUAAAGAGACAGCAGCUACUGUGCAUGUGUCCAUUUGUCAUGUGAGUAAAGAGACAGCGGCUCAUGCCCAAGAGUCCAGUUGUCCUGUGAGUAAAGAGAAAGUGGCUCCUCUCCAGGUAACUAGUCCUGUGAGUAAAGAGACAGCAGCUCCUGUGCAAGUGUCCAGUCGUUCUGUGAGUAAAGAGUCAGCAGCUCCUAUCCAAGUAACUAGUCGUCCUGUGAGCAAAGAGACAGCGACUGCUGUCCAAGUAACCAGUCGUCCUGUUAGUAAAGAAAGAGUGGCUCAUGCCCGAUGUAUACAUGGUGUAUACUACAAACUCAAAUCCCAUAGACGACAAUAG